Messenger RNA from Chenopodium quinoa (quinoa), 2253 nucleotides. RefSeq lists its product as uncharacterized. Bases 478 to 1671 code for a protein of 397 amino acids. Gene Ontology annotation, cellular component: Golgi apparatus. The transcript is spliced from 6 exons. The record is from RefSeq and is a predicted model, not a curated record. NCBI's taxonomy places the organism in Eukaryota, Viridiplantae, Streptophyta, Magnoliopsida, Caryophyllales, Amaranthaceae.
UUUAAUUUUCACCCGUUCUUCUCCUUUGAAAACUAUUUAUUUUCCCAUAAAACCAUAUUAUAAAAAAAAUUAAAAAAAAUAAAAUUGUAUUGUGUACCUAUAAACAACCCGUGCAUUACACGGGCCAGAAGGCUAGUUCAAGUAAAUAAUCCAUACUUUUAAAUGAGAUAAGUACAAUGAUUAUAUUACAGAGCAGUUAAAAAUUAAGGACUUAUAUGUACGUAGCCACAUAGGUCACAACCCUCAAAGGUUCAGACUUCAAAAUCCUCAACCUUUAACCCGGCAAUUUGUAAUGUCGUGGUGGCUCAUUCGGAUCAAAAAGAAAAAACAAUUUUUAAUUUUCUUCUUCCACUUUCGUGCCAAAUUAACGAGAGUCGAACCAGAAAUUCAGUGAUCUUUCACACUGUUCGUUUGUUUCACGUAACAAGUACUCUAAACACUCAAUCACUGAUUCUCUCUCCUGCAAAAUCUCCGAAAAUGGGAAACCUUAAAAAUCCGCCAAAACCCAAAUCACACCUCUCUAAACCAAUCUUACUGCUUGCACUUUCAAUUACAGGCAUUGCAUUCUUAUUCCUCUUCUCUUCUUUCAUUUCUACAACUGGGUUUUCUUUCUCUUCUCCUAAAAUCACUCCCCAUGUUUUCAAUAAAUCUGGAACAAUCUCCAUUGAUAAUAAACACAAGUUCUUGUACUGGGGUUACAGAGUUGAUUGCCCUGGUAAACAUUGUGAUACUUGUGCUGGUCUUGGUCAUCAGGAAUCUAGCCUUCGAUGUGCCCUUGAAGAGGCCAUGUUUCUUCAAAGGACUUUUGUGAUGCCUGCUCGGAUGUGUAUUAACCCAAUCCACAACAAGAAAGGGCUAUUGCAUCAAUCAAGUCAAGCGAGUUCAGAUGAGGCGUGGAUCGCUACCUCUUGUGCAAUGGAUUCUUUGUACGACUUGGACCUUAUAUCCACCAAGAUACCUGUGAUUCUAGACAAUUCAGAAGUUUGGCACCAUGUAUUAUCAACUGCUAUGAAACUGGGGGGCAGAGGUGUGGCUCAUGUGAAAGGAGUUAGCCGAGUGAAUCUCAAGGAGGAUCCUCAAUAUGCAAAUCUCUUGCUGAUAAAUCGAACUGCGAGCCCUCUUGCAUGGUUUGUGGAAUGCAAGGAUAGGUUAAACCAUAGUUCCGUCAUGCUGCCUUAUACUUUUCUUCCAUCAAUGGCAGCCAAGAGAUUUAGAGAUGCUGCAGAUAAGGUAAAAGCAAUGCUUGGUGACUAUGAUGCUAUGCAUGUCCGUCGGGGUGAUAUAUUAAAAACAAGGAAAGAUAGGUUUGGUGUUGUGAGGAGCCGACAUCCUCAUGUUGAGAGGGAUACAAAGCCAGAGUGUAUUCUUAAAAGAAUAGCAAAAUGGAUCCCACCAGGACGAACCCUUUUUAUUGCAUCAAAUGAGGGGAAACCUGGAUUUUUUUCACCCCUUGGUGUCAGGUACAAAUUGGCAUAUUCAUCAAACUACAGUUGGAUCGUAGAUCCUGUGAUAAAGAAUAACUACCAGUUGUUUAUGAUAGAGAGGCUCAUUAUGAUGGGAGCAAAAACUGUCAUCCAAACCUUUAAGAGUGAAGAUUCAGAUCUCAGUCUGUGUGAUGACCCGAAGAAAAAUACCGAGGGAUGGUUAAAAGUUGUCAGUGAGGGCUGCUGAAGAAACAGAAAUUGGUCUCAUAAUCUACCUGGAAUGGAGAAGUGUUGUGACUAGAAAACUAUAAGGACUUUCUCCAACAUAGCUGCUUGGCUGUAGCUGUGUGCCUGACAACGGAUAAAUCUAUGCAAGUGAAUAGGAAGAGUUAUUAAAGGGCUCUUAAUUACACUUCCAGAAGUUUGGAUGUGUCGAGUGUCGAUAUGUGAUGCCGUUGUAUACUUUUAGCUUAUUAUGUAGAGUUUAGACUGAAUGGAAAACACUCCAGCAUGUGGGAUUCAUAGGAUGUCGUCCCUAAUUUAGCAACCAUUGCCCAUUGCCAAUAUAUUUGACAAAGAGCUCGGAAAAUUAACUGGAGGACAUCAUGUAAAGAAGAGAAUUAGAAGUGUUAUAUUUUAUGUGAAAGGCAAACACCAAUCUGUUAUGCUGUGUAGCAAUUGCUCUUUAUGCUAUCUGGGUGCUUACACUUCUUUUCGCAUCUCCCUUGUUUGACAGAUCUUUGGUGUAGGGCGAGAUAAGGCUUUUUGGUUAACUUUUACUCUGUAAUGUAAUAAAGUUUGAUCCAUUUUACUAAAUUUUCACCAUUAA